AUGAACGCCUUCAUUCCGCCCGAGCUACCGAAGAUACUGAAGAACUUCACUGACGAUGCAAUCAAAGCUCAACCGCUCGAUGUUCUCGCCUGGGCCACUGCAGGAUUUUUUAUUAAAGGAUUAAAAAAACUUUCAAGAUAUUUUCGAGCCUUGGCAACAGGGGAGCCACGUUCCAGUUACUCGAAGCACACGGAACUGACACCCAGCAUCUUGAGAGUGCUCCACAAACAGUUGGCUCCUGUGAAGACAGUGAGCAUGUUUCAGUUGAAGACUCGUUGGAUGGGAUUUGCACUACUGCCUAACCAGCUGGACAGGCUGCUCAAGAAAGGAGACUUCGCUGACAAGGAGAACAAUUUAACUGAUGCAAUGAGAAUAGCCUGCAUGUGCGUGACGCUGAACGAAUCUGGCAGCGUACCAUUCCCGAUCUUCGUGCAGGUGUACAAGUACUUGGGCAUCACCAGAGGCUACGCUAAGGACCCGCAAAUAGUUAUUGAUAGAAUUUGUUGCCUCGAGCGAACGUUCGUGUAA
Messenger RNA from Helobdella robusta, 528 nucleotides. RefSeq lists its product as hypothetical. The transcript is spliced from 4 exons. NCBI's taxonomy places the organism in Eukaryota, Metazoa, Annelida, Clitellata, Rhynchobdellida, Glossiphoniidae. The record is from RefSeq and is a predicted model, not a curated record. The coding region runs from base 1 to 528 and encodes 175 amino acids.